This is a messenger RNA of Charadrius vociferus (killdeer), 3746 nucleotides long. RefSeq names its product ArfGAP with GTPase domain, ankyrin repeat and PH domain 1 (gene AGAP1). Gene Ontology annotation, molecular function: protein binding; GTPase activator activity; GTP binding. The coding region runs from base 1 to 2433 and encodes 810 amino acids. The transcript has 17 exons. The record is from RefSeq and is a predicted model, not a curated record. NCBI's taxonomy places the organism in Eukaryota, Metazoa, Chordata, Aves, Charadriiformes, Charadriidae. Gene Ontology annotation, cellular component: nucleus.
AUGUUGUCCACUUUUACAGAUGCCUUUGUAAAUAGCCAGGAAUGGACACUAAGCCGAUCUGUACCAGAACUGAAAGUGGGGAUUGUGGGUAACCUAGCAAGUGGCAAGUCUGCACUUGUACACCGGUAUCUGACUGGCACAUAUGUCCAAGAGGAAUCACCUGAAGGUGGGAGAUUCAAGAAAGAGAUAGUAGUUGAUGGACAAAGCUAUCUGCUGCUGAUUAGAGAUGAAGGGGGACCUCCAGAGGCACAGUUUGCCAUGUGGGUGGAUGCUGUUAUAUUUGUCUUCAGCUUGGAAGAUGAAAUUAGCUUCCAGACUGUUUACCACUACUACAGCCGUAUGGCUAACUAUCGUAACACUAGUGAAAUUCCAAUGGUACUAGUGGGAACACAGGAUGCUAUAAGUUCCAGUAAUCCACGUGUCAUAGACGAUGCCAGAGCAAGGAAGUUAUCAAAUGAUCUCAAGAGAUGCACUUACUACGAAACCUGUGCUACUUAUGGACUCAAUGUGGAGAGAGUCUUCCAAGACGUUGCUCAGAAGAUCGUUGCAACAAGAAAGAAACAGCAACUGUCGAUUGGACCCUGCAAAUCUCUACCAAACUCUCCGAGCCACUCAUCUGUGUGUUCUGCCCAGGUUUCUGCUGUACAUAUCAGCCAGACCAGUAAUGGAGGAGGGAGUUUAAGUGAUUAUUCCUCCUCUGUCCCAUCAACUCCAAGCACCAGCCAGAAGGAGCUACGGAUUGAUGUUCCUCCCACUGCCAACACACCAACUCCUGUCCGUAAACAGUCCAAGCGCCGAUCCAACCUCUUCACGUCUCGGAAAGGGAGUGACCCAGACAAAGAGAAGAAGGUCCUGGAGAGCAGAACAGAUAGCAUUGGAAGCGGUCGUGCAAUCCCAAUUAAACAGGGUAUGCUGCUAAAGCGAAGUGGCAAGUCAUUGAAUAAAGAGUGGAAGAAGAAAUACGUGACGUUGUGUGACAACGGUGUGCUGACCUACCAUCCUAGUUUACAUGACUAUAUGCAGAACGUUCAUGGGAAAGAAAUCGACUUGCUGAGAACCACUGUGAAAGUCCCCGGGAAGAGGCCACCCCGAGCUACAUCAGCUUGUGCACCCAUUUCCAGUCCCAAAACAAACGGCCUCUCCAAGGAUAUGAGCAGUUUACACAUCUCGCCAAAUUCAGGGAACGUGACUACUAGCACAUCUGUGUCUCAGAUGGCAAGUGGGAUCAGUCUAGUCUCCUUCAACAGUCGUCCGGAUGGUAUGCAUCAGCGCUCUUACUCGGUCUCCAGUGCAGAUCAGUGGAGUGAGGCAACAGUCAUUGCAAACUCUGGCAUUAGCAGUGAUACUGGAUUAGGAGAUUCUGUGUGUUCAAGCCCAAGUAUAUCCAGUACGACAAGCCCCAAACUCGAUCCACCUCCUUCACCUCACGCCAACAGAAAGAAACACCGCAGGAAGAAAAGCACGAGCAAUUUCAAAGCUGAUGGUAUCUCGGGCACAGCUGAAGAACAAGAAGAAAACUUUGAGUUUAUCAUUGUCUCUCUCACUGGCCAGACUUGGCACUUUGAAGCUACCACAUAUGAAGAAAGAGAUGCAUGGGUACAAGCCAUAGAGAGUCAGAUCUUGGCCAGUUUACAGUCAUGUGAGAGCAGCAAGAACAAGUCCCGUCUGACGAGUCAGAAUGAGGCCAUGGCCCUUCAGUCCAUAAGGAACAUCAGAGGCAAUUCCCACUGUGUGGACUGUGAAGCACAGAACCCUGACUGGGCCAGCUUGAAUCUGGGAGCCCUCAUAUGUAUCGAAUGCUCAGGUAUACACCGAAACCUUGGCACACAUCUUUCUCGGGUCCGCUCUCUUGACCUGGAUGACUGGCCUAUAGAGCUCAUCAAGGUGAUGUCUUCUAUCGGGAAUGAGCUGGCAAACAGCGUCUGGGAGGAGAGCAGCCAAGGCCAUAUGAAACCUUCAUCAGACUCCACAAGGGAAGAAAAAGAGCGCUGGAUACGUGCGAAAUAUGAGCAGAAGCUCUUCCUUGCCCCACUGCAGUGCCUGGAGCUUUCUCUGGGCCAGCAUCUCCUGAGGGCUACAGCCGAGGAGGACUUGCGGACAGUCAUCCUGCUCCUUGCCCAUGGGACCCGGGAAGAGGUGAACGAGACCUGCGGAGAUGGUGACGGGCGUACUGCCCUCCACUUGGCGUGCAGGAAAGGAAAUGUGGUAUUAGUGCAACUCUUGAUUUGGUAUGGCGUCGAUGUGAUGGCACGCGAUGCCCAUGGAAACACAGCGUUGGCCUACGCCCGGCAGGCCUCCAGCCAGGAGUGCAUUGACGUUCUCCUCCAGUACGGCUGCCCCGAUGAGCGCUUUGUCCUCAUGGCCACUCCAAACUUGUCCAGGAAGAACAAUAAUCGGAACAACAGCAGUGGAAGGAUGCCCACCAUCAUCUGAGGAGCUCAGUCAUGUAUUCGCUGACCUGAAUUACAUCCGCAGCCUCAUAUUCCUCCAUCCCCAUCACAGCUCUGCUCUGUGAGUCUGGUAACUCUCCUUUUCCCUUUUCCUUUUGGUACACCCCUGUCCCAUGCAGAAACGGCACAAGGGGAUGAGAAGGAGCAAAAGGGGCUGCAGGGAAAGCAGUUGUUUCAGUGACAGCUCCCGAAUGAUGGAAACAAGCAGGAGAGAGCACGUGGGUUGAGCAGGACACGCCGCACUUGGCACUAGGACCAUGGGAGAGCAGUCAUCCCCAGGGGAGACGCAGGCUCCCUGAGUGUGGAGGAAAGGGGCAGAGGGAGAGGCGAGCGAGAGAAGAAGGAAGGAGAGAUGGUGACUUUCCGUAACUGACAGUUAAGCACAUCAGUACAUUUCACCUCUACCAAACGCGACGCCUGGAUUUCAUUCUCUUCUCUGAAGAGCUUGACGGCAUAAAUCAGAAGCAAGCACAGAGUUUGUCAGGUUUGAAGCUCCUAUGAUGGUAUGUGUCAAAUCAGUUGUAGCUAAUCUGUCCGGGGAGAAUACUGGCUUCAUUACACUUGUAUAGUUGAGUUCUUCCAGCAUUACCGCUGUUUAAUAGAACAUGAUUAGUCAUCACGGAGAAAAAAGCAUAUUAGCUGAGGAGGUAGUUACAUGGCACGCUUCGGUGAUUGCUUGGAUGUGAUUGCAAUAUUCUUAGAAGCAUCAUAUUAUCUCAGACAUGUUCUUUCAACCCCUUGGAGCCCUCCUUUCUAAAUUCACUGUCAUAAUUUAGUAUCUGUUUAAUUUUUCAGUCCAAAGAGAGGAAAUGAGUUGCUGAGUGUUAUUUGACUGCAGUCUCCUUGGUGUAAAAACAAAAUGGAAAAAAUAAAUAAGAGUAACUAUGAAACACAAAAAGGAAUAAUGAAUACCGCUAAGGAAAAACAUUUCAAGUACCUUUAGUGAAAUUAAUAAACGCAUUAAAGGCUAAUAUUUUUUCAGCCAGCAAAAAUAGGUUCUGUCAUUUUGCCAAGGUAAAUGUGUUGAGUUUUUGGUCACUCCUGUGAUGCAUUGCCUAACUUAUACAGAUUUUUGUAUUGUGUCUCUAGAUUAUAUGUAUGUAAAAUCUAUUUGAAUAAAAAAAACAUAAAUAUGCAUUGAUAAUUUUUUUGUACAGAAAAUGACAUCUCUGUUAAUUUAUAAACUGUAAUGGAUGUGAACUAAAUAAUGUGCAACUAGUUAGGAUCUGUGGGUUACAGAUCAUUGUACGUUGAAAAUAUUCCCAGCAGUGAACUCUUGUUUCCAUCGCAAGCCUU